UUGUCUUGUCUAUGUAUUGUCAGAGGAGCUGUCAUUUAUAACAAUUUAGAAUACGUCAAAAAAUGGAGGAGGAACGUCUUUUCGAUGAAAGGGUUUCAAUUAGAGAAUCAGCUCGACCCCUAAAAAAGUAUGGUAGCACUUGCAACCACAUGAAAAGGCACGAAGAAUAUAUUAAACAUGUUAUGGCUAAAGGUGAUACGUUGCAAGGGAUAGCUCUAAAAUACGGUGUAACUACGGAGAAGAUAAGGAGAGCGAACCGUUUGUUUGCGUCGGACAGUUUGUUUUUGAGGGAAUAUCUGUUGAUUCCUGUGACCAAAGAUUCUCCUUUCUACGAGAGUGGUGAGCGGGUGACCGAGCCCGCGCCGCCGAAUCACCGCGCCUCGAUCGCGGGCAUGCCAACGAGGGACUUCUCACCGGGCAGUCCAGACGAGAAGAAGAGUUUCGACGAGUUUCUGAACAGGGUGGACUCAUCACUGGCUGAUAUUAAGAAGCAUGUUGAGAAGACUAAGGAAAAUAGUGAAUUCGUGAAGGAGCUUGAAGAUGGAUUUGUGCGGCAUCGACCGACGGCGCGACUGCGACAGUCGGCGUCACUCGGCGCGUCCAGCUCGUACAAUGAGAUCAUCCCGCCACCUUUGCCGCCGCCGCCUUCCAUGCUGACGCAGGGCCGCCGCGUCGACACGUCGCUCAAGAGACUGGAGCGGACGCACGAGGACCUGUUCCAGUUGUAGCGGACGAGACAGCGCAGAUAUGCGCGUUUCCAAUGAGCCCGCGUCACGCCGUCCCCGUGGCGUCACGUGACGUCAUCGUUGAGCGUCACGAACUAGCUCGGUGAGUUGCACGUGUCAACGUCGAGUGAUAUUAGAUAUAAUAUAACGAUGAAUAAUAUCAAAUGUAUGAUCUGCUUACAUAAUAAACAUUGUGUGAAAAGUUACGGACUAUUGCAAUGUGUCGUUACAUGAUCAUACUUUUAAAGGCACGUUCACAUUAGGUACUACAGCUAUGUAACUUAUACGUUUUAUUGUUAUAUUGUAAAUCUAUGCAGGAACCAAAUGGAUUUCAGUUAUUUUACAAUGAAGUUUACAAACAUCAACUUUCUGUAAAUUUAUUAAUUUUAUUAUGUUUUAUAUCAUUUUUUAAUAAUCAAUGCCGGUUGCGUGGUUUACACUUGUCGGAAAUCAUAACAUUAUUUCUAUUGUAUUGAAUUAUUGAAACGAUUUCAAUGUAGGUCUGAUUCAUGUAUUGUUAGAUAAUACAAAAUACCUACAGUACGAUUAUCUAUGGGCACUGAAUAAAAGUGGACAUAAUGCAUAAACAACGCACUACGGAUUAGAAUUAAAACAUAUUACAAUAUUUUAAAUUAAGGCCCACUACAAAGACGUAGAAGAAACAACGAAAUCGAACUGGCACAUCUACCACCUCUUAAUAAUCAAUACAAGUUUAAAUUGACUAUUUAUUUAUAAAUAUAUUAUAUUUAGUGAAUAGUGUUUAUAAACACUCAAUUGAACGCAUUAAACAAAACUCUAAAGAUAAUAACUUAUUUUUUAAACAGUAUGGCAUUUCUAAAAGGGUAAAAUUAGCGUACUUACUAUUAGCAUUGACAUGUUAUACUACAAUCAGAUUCAGUUGAAAAUUACCCUUAGUAAUUAUUGUAUAAUUAUAAUUUGAAGUAUAUACGUUGUGUCCGUGUAACUAUACAUUCAAUUUAAAAGAUUUUGUAUAGUCAUAUUUCCAUAUCAAGCAACCAAUACCAAGCGUAUGUGCAAUUGAAAACUACUUUUGUUCAAACACUAUAGCAACAAACAUACAUUGAAUAAAAUUUAAAUGGUACAUUUUACCUUCCAUGUGAUUCUUAUCAAGAUACUCGUAAAAAGUAUACAUAUAUUAUGUAUAGAAACUUAUUAACCUUAAUAGAAAAGAAAUAAAGUACUGACUUAGAUAACUAAUAUAGGCAAACCCGCUUCCAAAUAUGGCUUGGUAGCUAGCACUGGAUUGUGUUAAGUGUUGUAAUUAUCAACGCGAUGUAAAAUUAAACACGUAAUAUACGUCGCAGUCGUUUUUAUAUUGUUAGUGUGCAAGUUAAUAUGACAGCUAAUCCCUGUUUACUCUUUAUUCUGUAACUAAAGUUUCUAUUAAAGUAAAAACUUAACGAAAAUAUCAUGACCUGUCAUCAGAGCCGUGGGGGCCAUUUUCCGGAUAUUUUAUUCCAUACAUAAUCGGAAUAUGUCUUUAUAAUGCAAUAUAAAUAUCACAACUAAUUUAAAAAAUACGUGUUUUGAUUUUCAAACGAAAAAGUGCACUCUUAUUGAGACACCGUCUACUUUCUAAAUAUUUUUAUAUCGAUUCUCUUUUCCUUUUGUUUAAAUUAUAUACAAAAUUGCAGGCAUUUUGAGUGCCUAAAACACUGUUUACCCUUAUUAAUCUACCACACAUAAAAUAGGUAUUUACUGCGAAACUACAAAAAAAUAUAAUUAACUUGUAUCGAGUGUCGUACAUAUAGGAAUAAUAACUCAAUACUGAGUUGCAGCCUAUUUUAUUUAUCUCUGUAUCAAUUGGUAUAUUAGGGUGGUAUUCCACCUGGCCAAUUUCUUGGUCCAAUGUGUAUUAGCGUCUCACAUUUUGCUUAAUGAGGGAGUGAGACGCAACGUACUUACAUUGCACCAAGAAAUUGGUCAGAUGGAAACCCUUAGAUGGGUAGGUAUAAGUAUGUUAAACACGUUGUAUGCAAUAAGGCACUAAUUUUGGUAUGAUUUAAAUUAGAUGUCUUAGUCAAAGUAAUUGUACGUAUGAAUGUUUGUAUAUAUGAUGUUGUGGCUAUAUAUAUGUUCAUAAAUAAUGUACAGUUUUGUUAACUAUGUAAUAUAAUAUUAUUUUAUUUUCUUGCCUGCAUAUCACUAUUUAUUAACCCUUUAAAUUGCUAAAUGUACUCAUAUAAACAUACUUGCAUGCCCUCAUUAUCUAGUUCAUAACAUUUUUUUAAAUUGUAAAUAGCAUAAUUUGUUACAACAGACGUGGCAGUGGCGAAGUGUAUUUGUCGAUUCACAAGAGCUGGCACGAAUGAAUGGAUGAAUGAAUGAAUCAAUGAAAAUAUCUAUGUGUGUAUAUACCAAUAAAAUGGUGGCUACAGGUGACCGAUACAAGUGUCACUCAUACAAUGAAAUUUUCGUUCAUUUCAUUCGUGCCAGAUAGUUACGAUUAAAAAUAUCCGUGCUCAAAUGUGGCCUAACGGGCUACGCUAUGACCUUGCGCGCCUAUAUUUCGUCCUUUAUAAAUAUCUAAUGAGCAUAUGAGCGCUAAGACAGAUAACUAGAAAAGCGAUAUGUUAAUCUUUUAUUUAUGAAAAUAUAUUAACACUUCGCCAUUACGCCUCUAAUAGUACCUACGUGAGAUGAUAGAAUGUCCUUUUUACUGUUUACCGUUUCGUGUGUUCUAUCCGUCAAUCAAUAUGAUAUCUAGAAAGUAAGUGUAGAAUCUUACUUAAACAAUUGACAAUAUGAACUCCGAUUUUAAUCAAAAGCUUAAAAAUAUACAUAUGAAAAGGCGAGGAUAACAUUUGUUGACAAAGCUAUUCCCGCCAAAGAUGAUAUAUAUUUCCCUAGUUAGCUAAAUCAGGGCAGCAAAAUAACCUAUGAUCGUACCUAGUACAUAUAUAUUAAACUGUUAUACCUUAAAGUUAUUGUCACAAGCUACAAACACCUCUAGUAUUAAAAUAAUCGAAACUAUCGAAAGGCAAUGUUUUAAAAGUUUUAAAUUCUUGUCUUUGUAAUAUAUUACGUGUACCAAGGAUUUGAUUGGUUUUGCAUCCUAUAGCUAGUAGGUAUUCGUAGAAUUAUAAGUAUUAUAACUGAGAUUGAGCUUGCACUUUGCCUCUCACUGAGUUCAAAACAUAUAAUCCGAAACCGUAACUACACUAUUUUGCGCAUACUGGCUAAAGGGAUUAAAGAUAAUAAAUUAUGUUAUUUCCAUGUCUCUCUUUUGUGCACCGAACCCAACUUUUGCUAACCGAAUCGAACUUUUGUGAACCGAACCGAACUUUUGUUAACCGAACCGAACUUUUGUGAACCGACCAACUUUUGUUAACCGAACCGAACUUUUGUGAACAAUUAUCAUAUAAAAAUCGCCAAAAUUACGCACAUAGGCAAUAUUUACGCUCUUUUCGUUAAAAUCACUCGCGCUUUUUGAACAUUGUGUGUUCCGAUGUGUGUGCAAGUCUUAAAAUUUCAGUGCCUUGUGAUAGUAAUAACUUCCAGCUUAUAAAAAAUGCAUGCAUUAUGCGUUUAGCAGCUAAUUAGACAUAAUUUAUAAACGAAAUAUAGUUUAAUAAAGUACAGAUGUAGUGCAUAAUAGUUUUCCAUUGUAUUUUCUCGUAAACGUCCGUAUUUGUCAUGCUAGUUCGGUGAAUGUCAGUACUUUUUGUACCAAGCAAGACUGACUCAAAUAGCAAGACACGUUGGACACAAUGGAAAAUAAUUACACACUACAUCUGUAUAUUAUGGUCUACGAAUUAGCUCUCAAUUAAUUGGUAUUGUUUGUAUAAGAUCAAAUACAUCUGUAAAUGCCGAGCGUAAUGAUUACCCGUAAUUAUUGUUGUACCAAUCCUCGUAUUUGGUCUCUUUGGUGUUAGAUAGAUAGAUAAAAUCUUUAUUCAACCACAACUUACAUGCUUUGUGACACAAACAAAUAACAAGAGAAACAGAAAAUUGACAAGAGACAAAGAAAAAGUAACAUACAAUUUGACACUAAUAUCAAUAACAAUGUAUUACGUGUCUUAUUUUUAGAUUCGUAGACAUAUUAGUAGAGGGACAUGUGUUGUGGUACAGCAUAAAUGCUGCGGAGACCACAGCGCUGAUCUUCCGUCAGAACCUUAAAACCUACACUAAUAAACGACAACCUAAUUUCGUGUUAGCUUCUUCACUGCCCAUGCCUUGUAAAUGUCCGGGAAAUCAUUGUCCCGUAUUGAAUGACAUAAAUACUAAUACAACUACCUAUGUGUUCUCAGAGAUUAACUACGAAAAGGAAUGAAAUUAGGUUGUGUUUUAAUUUGUGAACUUCGGUUGUGUUCGUUGCGAAUUUCCUACUUUUCACACUUGUCUCGUAAUGUACUAUUUUUGGAACUUUGGCUCGACUUUAUUUUUGAACUCGACUGUACCAUUUCAGUUACUUUAGGCAAAUAUUCAUUGAUUGUAAAUAUAAGGUGUGUAAAGUCUAAGACAAUUCGGGCUUCAAAUUUGACGGCUAAUGCAGAUGUCACUGUACAAUAAACGGUACCUUUGGCUGCAAAUAUAUAUAGCGCCGUCUAGUUCGGCGGCAUGAGUUUUUCUUAAACUUUAUACCUCUUUAUAUCAAUAACUCUGUGGUAAUACCUUAGUUUCGUACACAGGUACUACGCGCACACUAGCGUCUUUUGAGCGUCGGCGUCUAGUGAACGCUAUGUAAAAUGGCGUCGUUGCGCAGUUGCGCCAACGUUGCGUCUAGAAGCAGUCAUAGAGUUAACUAGACACCGACGCUCGGGAGUCUGUGGGGUGGGGAGGGCCCUAAUUGUCGAAAUUGUCAGUGUCAUUAUGGGUCUUGGAUUAUUUUGCGAAUUGGUAGUUAGGAACAGUUACGUAAAUUCUUAUCCAACUGAUACUGUCACACACUAAGGCCACGUGUGUAUCGUGUUGUGUGUACCUAUUGUCAAGUCGCUAAAAUAAUUCAAAUAUUAAGUAUUAUUUGUGUAAUAUUUCGAAAUGACAUCAAAUGAUCUUAAUAACAAAUAGUCAUGUUUAUAUUCCUACUUGUAUAAAAUUAGUGUCCAAGUAAGUUAUUCACAAAAUUAUGUUAAUGCACAAUCGGAAGUAUAAUAUUGUUAAAUUAAUAAGAAAAUGUAAAAAAUCGAUGUAUUUAUUGACGAACAAUGUUAUUAGUUUUAUUUGCCUGGUAAUUUAAUUUAGCUAUUGUUUAUAAAUUGUAUCUGCUUACGUUAAUUUAUGCUAGUUGAGCUUUAAAUAAAACAUAUUUUAUUACACGUU
Messenger RNA from Cydia pomonella (codling moth), 6008 nucleotides. RefSeq names its product lysM and putative peptidoglycan-binding domain-containing protein 2 (gene red). The record is from RefSeq and is a predicted model, not a curated record. Bases 63 to 728 code for a protein of 221 amino acids. The transcript is spliced from 4 exons. Lineage: Eukaryota; Metazoa; Arthropoda; Insecta; Lepidoptera; Tortricidae.